Cariama cristata (Red-legged seriema) is the source of this 609-nucleotide messenger RNA. RefSeq names its product carbohydrate-responsive element-binding protein-like. Gene Ontology annotation, biological process: regulation of transcription by RNA polymerase II. Gene Ontology annotation, molecular function: RNA polymerase II cis-regulatory region sequence-specific DNA binding; DNA-binding transcription factor activity, RNA polymerase II-specific; protein dimerization activity. Lineage: Eukaryota; Metazoa; Chordata; Aves; Cariamiformes; Cariamidae. The record is from RefSeq and is a predicted model, not a curated record. Gene Ontology annotation, cellular component: nucleus. The transcript is spliced from 5 exons. The annotation marks the transcript as partial.
GCAGCGACUCGCCCAAGCCCAACCAGCUUUCCCCGGGAAUCACUGUAGGGCUGGGUGCUGGCAUCUCCCUGCACCAUCCUGUGUCCCAUCGGGGCAGGCCCGAGUCCAGCAAGAGCCGCCGCAUCACGCACAUCUCCGCUGAGCAGAAGAGACGCUUCAACAUCAAGCUGGGCUUUGACACACUGCACAGCCUGGUGAGCACGCUGAGUGCCCAGCCCAGCAUCAAGGUCAGCAAGGCCACCAUCUUGCAGAAGACAGCUGAAUACAUCUGCAAGCUGCAGCAGGAGCGAGCAGCCCUGCAGGACGAGGCACAGCGAUUGCGGGAGCAGAUCGAGGCACUCAAUGGCUCCAUCAACUUGUGCCAGGAGCAGCUGCCAGCCACGGGGGUGCCCAUCACGCGCCAGCGCUUCGACCAGAUGCGCAGCAUGUUCGAUGAGUACGUCCGUUCUUCCACGCUGCAGAACUGGAAGUUCUGGAUCUUCAGUAUCAUCAUCCGGCCCCUCUUUGAGUCUUUCAAUGGCAUGGUUUCCACAGCCAGCAUGGAGAGCCUCACCCAGACAUCUCUCGCCUGGCUGGACCAGCACUGCUCUCUCCCAGCACUUCGGCCAA